Messenger RNA from Spodoptera litura, 395 nucleotides. RefSeq lists its product as uncharacterized. The record is from RefSeq and is a predicted model, not a curated record. Lineage: Eukaryota; Metazoa; Arthropoda; Insecta; Lepidoptera; Noctuidae.
UCACACAGCGACCAGUUGCUUUGAGUGGUGCACGAAUCCUCGGUAGCAAAAUGUUGAUUGGUACUGUGUUCCUUAUGUUGUUCCUUACUUGUGUUAAAACCGCUCCAGAACCUCGACAGACCAAAGUGACUCUCAUCCGUGACAGCUUACUUGGCUACAACUUCGAUGCAGGAAACAAAAAGGCAUCGGGUACACUUGACGGGACUCGAACCAUCGACAUCGAUUUACCUGACGAAGCUGCGGAUAAAGCACCAGAGCUAACUCUACUGGAGAACGUGAACUCCGGCGCAGGGAUUGCUUUAGGAGCCAACGUCGAUUUAGACGCCAUUAUUGCUGCCAAGGACAAGUUUCUAGCCGGGAAGUUUACAUUCUGGAGAAAGAGAUAGAUAUAUAUA